UUUUAUUAAUUACUGCCACAGAGCUAGCAAACAAAAUGUUGGGUUUAGCCAGUAUUUCUUAAAACCUGUUCUUCCGUCAAAAAUAUAGAGCUGGUUAUUAAGUCGAUCUUCCUAGGCAAAAAAAAAAAUGGCAUGGUUCCUAAGAAUUUAUAAUUUUAGAAACCGAAGAAAAUGAAUUUAGGUUGAGCGUUAAAACAACUAUUCAUUUCAAUAUUCGUUCUUAUAUACGAACUAUUCUAUUUUGGCUUGAUCUCUAACCUGUUCGACCUACCAAGUUCAACCCUUUGCCACUUACGGUUAGGCAAAUCGCUAUAUAUAUUUUCUCGCUGACAUUCUUGUCGCAUUGUACAGCCAGCAACGUAACCAUUUAGACCAUCUCUGUUAAAAUUAUUACUGUUCCAUCACGCCAUGAGUGAUGAAUCUUCUUGCCGUUUUCUUGUCACUGGUGGUUCAGGUCCCAUUGGUUUCCACAUAGGCCUACGUCUUCUUCAACUUAAACACGAAGUGAUACUGUUCGAUAUCAACUAUCCCUCAGAGAAAUGGGAUUCCAAUAUCCGAUUUUCUUCUGAAGGCAACAGUGGAGAAAUAGAAGAAAUGACGUGUUCAUUUGGAAAGAUGAAAUUUGUCAAAGGAGAUGUACGAGACAUUAACAUACUGAUGAAAAUUACCCACAAUGUUACUUGUGUCAUUCAUACCGUUGGUUAUGGAAUGUCCGGUGAACAGCAAAUUCCUCGUUACUUUAGCAUGAUGGAAGAGAUCAAUGUGCAUGGAACACGGAACGUUAUCGAGGCGUGCGCACACAACCACGUCAGAGGUCUGGUGUACACGAGUACCACCAACGUCAUAUUUGGCGGAGAUGCCAUACUCAACGGGGACGAAAGUUUGCCUUACUUUCCUUUACAUCGCCACGUCGAUCACUAUUCUCGCACGAAAGCCAUUGCAGAACAACUGGUUCUGACCAGCAAUGGUAGGGGUGAUCUACAAACGUGCGCAUUAAGACUGACCGGUGUUAUGGGACCAGGCGACACACGAAUUUUGCCACGUGCAACUUGGGCUAUAAAAAACGGCUUUCUUAUGUUUAAUAUCGCCGACCAACACGGUGCCUUGAUUGACUGGAUUGGGAGGGAUAACGCUGUCCAAGGCCAUGUCAAGGCUGCGUUAAAACUGGCUAAUCUUGACCGCAAGAAUCCUAAAAUAGGAGGGCAAGCUUUCUUUCUUUCCGAUGGACGACCGAUCUCUGGUAUUGACUACCUCAAACCGAUAUAUCAACAUUACGGACAGCCUUUACCCACUGUUACAGUACCAUUGUGGAUCGCGCGAUUUUUUGUUCUUUUGUUUAUGUGGAUACAAAGUUUACUGUUUGCUUUCUCCAUAGACUUUGUUCCAGUUUGCAAUCAUUCUGAAUUUCAAAACAGUUUCAUCACCCACUACUUUUCCAUUGACAAAGCCAGGAAAUAUUUAGAUUACGAACCAGUAAAACCAAAUGACUUGUCCGAUGUAAUCGACAGUUUAGCGAAAAACGAAGUGCAGUAUAACGUUCAUUAUUGAACGUAUAAUAUAUAUAUAUAUAAAUAUCAUGUAUUUUAACUGGGCAAAAUUGUGCUUUUAUAUUUAAUUCGAUGCAAGAUAUACUAUAUUGGAAAAGAUCUAAAAAAACAUAGAACAUGUCUAACUAGUAUGCUAGAACAAUAGUAUAAUGGCAAUGAAAUUGCUUAAUUAACUAAUUAAGGAACGCUUUAUGACUCUGCCCACAGUUUAAAAAAAGGGGUAGAAUUAGCAAUGAAUUAUUUGCACAUUAAACGUCUGACACACUUUGUUUCUUCCAAUGUGUAAAGCUAAAUUCAGUUAAUAAAAGGACGUCUUUGACUGGUC
Molecule: messenger RNA, 1872 nt
Organism: Daphnia magna
Lineage: Eukaryota; Metazoa; Arthropoda; Branchiopoda; Diplostraca; Daphniidae
Product: short-chain dehydrogenase/reductase family 42E member 1
Exons: 3
Coding region: 409-1548 (379 amino acids)
Biological process (GO): steroid biosynthetic process
Molecular function (GO): 3-beta-hydroxy-Delta5-steroid dehydrogenase (NAD+) activity
Source: RefSeq, a predicted model, not a curated record